Messenger RNA from Cercocebus atys (sooty mangabey), 3143 nucleotides. It is a transcript of the gene OVOL2, whose product is annotated as ovo-like zinc finger 2. NCBI's taxonomy places the organism in Eukaryota, Metazoa, Chordata, Mammalia, Primates, Cercopithecidae. The record is from RefSeq and is a predicted model, not a curated record. The transcript is spliced from 6 exons. Bases 1828 to 2658 code for a protein of 276 amino acids. Gene Ontology annotation, molecular function: RNA polymerase II cis-regulatory region sequence-specific DNA binding; DNA-binding transcription factor activity, RNA polymerase II-specific. Gene Ontology annotation, biological process: epidermal cell differentiation; regulation of transcription by RNA polymerase II. Gene Ontology annotation, cellular component: nucleus.
UUAUCCUACUUUCUGGGAUACUUCAUCAACGCCUCUCAUAAAACUUAGAAAACCGACCUUACAAUGGAGGCAAGUCAACCAAGAUGAAAGCUGGUUCUUUGUAUAUGUUAAUAAUUUUGAUAGACCCCAUCACGUCUGAUCAAGAAAAAAAAAAGAGAAAUAAAACACAUUAAAAUUCCUUUCUCCUCAAGAAGCACCCAGCAAAUAUAGUAGGUGUGCAUCCAGUGAUCAUAGAAUAAAAGUGUUGUUAUCCUGUUAAGUCUUCAUCCCCAAACCUCUAAAGGCUGCAUUCCUUUGGAGGUUUCUAGCCUUAUACCUCAUCGUCCUAUAAUCUUUUUAAAUAAUACAAGUAGGUAAAGUAGUCAAGGCACUCACUGGUUUGAAAACCUGUGAAAGAAAAAAAAGCUUUAUAAAUGGAGUUGACAGCCUCUUCCGUAAAAUUGGGACUUCUGAACCAAGUGAAGUUUUGAAGAUUUUUGAAGACUGGGAAUAAUUCUGUAGCUUCAUAGUUGUACUUUAUUUUUACUCUUCCAUUCACCCAAGCUCCUUCUUUCUAGCAAAUCCCGUUUGUUGGCGGAUAAAAAUACAUCUGCAGAGUCUCCCGGAAGCUGCCCCAUCAGCCUCGUAGACAAGAAGCCUUGUUUUCCUGCACCGCCACAGAAAUGUCUUCCUCCUCCUCCUUCUCCGGCUCACUGGGAUCAAAGUCUUUUUCGUUCUUAGCUGGUUUUCCUUACAGAAAAGCUGGAGUUCAGGGUUCAGUUCAGAGAGGGUGACUCCUUGAGGGCAGACCUAGAGGCGCCGCGCACCGGUCCCGCCUGCAGCCCCGGCAGAGCUGCGCCCCGGCUGCCUGCGCCGCGCGAGUCCGCCAAUAACGCCGAGAAAUCCGUUACCAGGCGGCUGUGUCCCCAAGGGCCAUUCAGGGCGGAAGGGAGCAGGGAAAACCGCUGUGUUGAUUCCCGGGCGCUGUAGGCUGCGAGCGCAGAGGGUCAGGUUACAGGCAGGCAUAAAGGUUGAUAGGAACAAACAGAUAUAAUAAUAAAUGCAAAGCUUUCCUACCUCCCCGGUAGGGGCGGCGAGAAGAUGUAGCCAAUGUUCACUAUACUGGCUUCCUGGAAAGAAUCCUUGGAAGUCUCCCGCCGCCUCGCCCUUCUGACCGCCCAGAUUUCAUCAAGCCCCGGGAAGGCUCCACAAGGUCCAGAGGAACUGAGCCAUUUUCUGGCUCGUCGAAGACAAAUCCACCGGGCGGGGGAGGGGGGCAACUCGUGGGAGGCCCCAACUCACCGGAAGGGUGCCCUGGGAGGCGAACCUGGGGUUUACUUCGAAGAGCUCGCCUCGAGGUGCAGGUGAUGGGAGAAUGGGGCGGGGGUUGAUUAAAAAAUGUUCUUCCUUUCUUAAAAAGAGGAGGGGGAAGAGCAGACUUUAAAUUCUUUUGCAAACAUUCAUGCCUAAGGAAGGGCUGGAACAGGCAGCCCCGGCCGCCGGAACCGGUCGGACAGGUAGCGAGCUUGUUGACACCGUUAUGUUGCAGGGCGCAUGCUCACUCCCAAGUUUCCUGGUGCCUUUUCUAUUCCACCUUAUGAAACUUUUUCCCCGGCGUGGUCUCACUCGCGAUUUAAGGCAUAGGUGUCGCCCAGCCGGGAGGCUGGGAGUCGCCAGGCGUGCGGGGGAGAGGCCUGGGCCGCGCCGCGGCGGGGGGUGGAGGAAGAGGGCAGGCGAGGCGGGAAGGUGGGCUCUGGCCGCCGGGAGCCGGGGACGGAGCCGCCGCCGUCGCCCCUAGCGGGGAGCAGCCGGGAGGAGGGGGCCGCGGUCGGGAGAGGGGACCCCACCAUGCCCAAAGUCUUCCUGGUGAAGAGGAGGAGCCUGGGGGUCUCGGUCCGCAGCUGGGAUGAACUCCCGGAUGAGAAAAGGGCAGACACCUACAUCCCAGUGGGCCUGGGCCGCCUGCUCCACGACCCUCCCGAGGACUGCCGCAGCGACGGCGGCAGCAGCAGCAGCGGCAGCGGCAGCAGCAGCGCGGGGGAGCCUGGAGGAGCCGAGAGCAGCUCGUCCCCGCACGCCCCCGAGCGCGAAACCCCCGAGCCUGGCGACGCCGAGGGCCCCGAUGGACACCUGGCGGCCAAGCAGCGCCCGGUCGCCAGAUCGAAAAUCAAGUUUACCACAGGCACAUGCAGCGACUCGGUGGUUCACAGCUGCGACCUGUGUGGCAAGGGCUUCCGUCUGCAGCGCAUGCUGAACCGUCACCUCAAGUGCCACAAUCAGGUGAAAAGACACCUGUGCACCUUCUGCGGCAAGGGCUUCAAUGACACCUUCGACCUGAAGAGGCACGUCCGCACCCACACAGGUAUUCGUCCCUACAAAUGCAACGUCUGCAAUAAAGCCUUCACCCAGCGCUGCUCUCUGGAGUCCCACCUGAAGAAGAUCCACGGGGUGCAGCAGCAGUACGCCUAUAAGCAGCGGCGGGACAAGCUCUACGUCUGCGAGGAUUGCGGCUACACGGGCCCCACCCAGGAGGACCUGUACCUUCACGUGAACAGUGCUCACCCGGGCAGCUCGUUUCUCAAAAAGACAUCGAAAAAACUGGCAGCCCUUUUGCAGGGCAAGCUGACGUCCGCACACCAGGAGAAUACCAGCCUGAGUGAGGAGGAGGAGAGGAAGUGAGGAGAAGGAAGGGGAGGACAGACGUUCACACUGCCACGUAUGUCUACGUGGAUUUUUGGUUUUCAGCGUCCCCUACCCUGCUGGCUCUUCUUAAUUAGAAGUGACCAGUUCACCUCUGUGUCCUUUUGAAACAUCAGCAGUAGGGUCCGUUCCAAGGUUGUCAGUUACCGUAGUGACAUCAGGCCCUGUAACCUGUGUCCUUUCUGGCGCAGUUGCUCGCAUUCACCAAAGUUUGUUUCCAAUGAUCCUGAUGGCCAAGAACACCGUGUGGGAUUUUUUUUUUUUUCCCCCAAGGAUUUUCACACAUGGAAGGAGAGGUAUUUCUUAGAGAGAUCAUCAUUUUAUGGUGCCUUGAAAUAAAAAUACUUCUACUUGAAAUGCUGUUUAAGCAAGGAAAAUGAAUUUUGUUAUUCUGAAAGAGUUUACAGAAACUAUUUUAAUAAAUGAAAUGUUCUUGUGAAGCUUUUAAAAGCAAAAUGGAACAU